Capronia coronata CBS 617.96 is the source of this 1317-nucleotide messenger RNA. RefSeq lists its product as uncharacterized. Gene Ontology annotation, cellular component: cytoplasm. Bases 1 to 1317 code for a protein of 438 amino acids. The transcript has 2 exons. The record is from RefSeq and is a predicted model, not a curated record. Lineage: Eukaryota; Fungi; Ascomycota; Eurotiomycetes; Chaetothyriales; Herpotrichiellaceae.
AUGGAUCUCGCUUAUGAUCACAUAGCGGAAGAGUCCUUCACGCCAGCUGACCGUGCCACUACACCAACGCCUACCGCGCCAUCAGGAAUCACUGCAGGGGACGACGUAGCAACCCCCAAAUCUGGCUCAGCUGCACCUCGACAGAACCUCCAAACGGAGUUUCAAGAAACAUUCAAAGCCUUCUCCAGCUCUCCCUGGGGUGCGAAGCUGGGGGGCCUCUGGGGAAAUGUCAGAAAACAAGGCGAGACUUACUAUGAGGAAGCGAGGAAGGAGGCAGCCGAAGUAGCGAGCGAGGUGGAGGCUUUGAGGACGAAAGGUCUCAUGGGCCUCGGGUUCGGCACAGACAAGGCCACAGGAGAGGAUGGGCCAUCUGAGUCACGGAGCACGGACUUGGACAACGGCAAAUCGGGAGAGGAACAAGAACGGGAUCUGCAGGAGACUGAAACAUUCCUUGCUCGUUUCAAGACCGAGGCAGCGAAGAGAUUGAAAGAUGUACAGAAGGCGGAAGACGCAGCGGACGAAGCACUCUUACGAUUUGGAACGAACAUCAGGAACUUCUUGCGGGAUGCAGUAGCAGUUAGCGCGCCUGAUGAAGAUGAGCUCCGCCAUCGUCAGCCUGGUGAAGUGCUUUUCGAGAGCAAGGACCCCACUUCGGGGAAAAGGGUCAUCCACACCAGCAGAUUCGACGCCCAAUUACACGUUAUCCACACCACCUUGACAAGCUUUACUCAGGACCCUUCCGGCGCUGGUGGUCAAUGGGACGAUUUCAAGAGAGACUUCGAUAUCGAGAAGAUGACGGCUCGGAUUGCCGAAGACUUGAACAAGUAUCGCGAGUUGAGAACUACAAUGGAAAUGGUUGUGCCGGAAACCGUGGAAUACAAGGACUUCUGGACACGGUAUUACUUUCUGCGGCACGUUGUUGAGGUGCAGGAAGAGAAGAGAAAAGAGCUCCUCCGAGCGUCAGCCGAUGACACGGAAGAAGUUGGAUGGGACGAGGAAUCUGAGGAUGAGCAAGGAUCCGCUUCUACGCCUCAAGUCCAGCAGACACAAGACCCACCACCGCCAAAAGUCCUCGUGGCCCAAAACACAAACGACUCCUCGACCACAGUACAUCAGACAGUGGCGGGCACAGACGAGAGCUCUCUGAAGCCCGAGACCCCAGGCCGAAGAUCGCAUGAUGAGAAAUCGGUGGCAGACAGUGAUGCUAGCUACGAUCUCGUUAGUGGGGCCACGAGCCGCGCCCCGGGUAGCCCGAAAGACGAUGCAGUCAAAUCACCGACGAAGAUAGAUGAAAGUGAUGAGGAGGACUGGGAGUGA